CACACACACACACAUCUUCAUUUGUUUUCGAUGUUCGAAGUUCUGGCUGUAGCGACAGAGGGACGAAACAACUGGGGUAAUAUAACCAACAUUUUGUACGAUACGGUUUCCGCGUCUGUGUUAAUGUUUUAGCGUGAAAUUCUAAAUAUUAAAAGUUACGUUGCAUGACGUAAAAUCGAACGUGAUAACAGCUAUUACGUUUGUGAAAUCAUUUUUAUAUUUUUGUGCAACGCUUGGCAAUGCUGUGUGACGUCAUCGCUCAGCAUUGGCUAGGAGCGCCGCAGUCCAGAAGAUGGUUCCGUACGGUACCCUUAUACGGUUCAAAUGAGUUAGGGUUACGUGAUUGAAGUGAAAUGAAAAAAUAAGAAAUAGAUUAUUUUUUUGUAUUUGUGUUGAUUUAUUUUUGAUGUAUUUUAACGUAUUUUCGAAAUGUAAGUUAUGACGUCGGAAUGAUUUGUGCAUACGUAUUCCCAUACUUAUGCGCUCGGUGAAUACCCGAGACGUACGUUGUGUGCAGCAUGGAUUCGUUACGGGGAAUUACCCAAGUUUUGAGAAAAAUCACUAAAUAAGGUGGCCACAAAAAUGAUGUAAAGUACCUUCUGUUGUCUGUUGAGUUUCCUAGAAAAUAAUUCCAUGUGACUGGAUCGAGUGGAAGUGUAUUAUUAUUAUUAUGGUGAUGUUGGCUGCAUUGCAUUUUGAGGAGCCAUGCAGCAUGUAAAGUGUGCUGCCGAAGAAGAAGAAGAAGAAGUUGCGCUGCAUGGAAGACCUAUACUCCGACAAUACCGUAAUAAACGAACACGAAACGAGCAUUGUGAAAUAUACACUCCUGCUGCACACACAGACAAGAAAGAAGCUCAGUCCUCAAUAUUUCAUGUGUUGCCUGCUCAUUUUAAAGAUUCAUGUUCAGUACUACCACUUGAACCCAUACAAUUGAAAUCCUCACCGGACUCAGAACCAUCAACUUCUGAGCCACAAGUGAUUGUGCGCAAAUUUACACUCCCACCAUUCAGAAGUGCGUAUGCUUUGCCAGAGCUAUUAACUUCUGAGCCACAAGUGAUUGUGCGCAAAUUCACUCUCCCAUCGUUGAGUGGUGCGUAUGCUUUGCCCAAGAGAUCAAAGAAGGACGUUAAUUUUGGGAAGCCAAAACAGCGUUGGAAACAGUUAUGUAACUUGCAGCACGAGAUGACGACUACGUUGCCGGUGAGAAGCGUAGUGAAGAUGAUGGGCCCUUCCACGCCUCUAACUCAAGAAUAUUGUCCUGGUACACUGCAAAGUUGUGCUGCUGGUAAGCUGGAUGUUGUGAAUAGCUCUCUACAGAAAUGGCUGACUGUUAAGGAGGUUAAUUUGGAUUCUUCUAACCCUAGCAAAGAUGAGGGUUCUGUAUCUUCCGCAUCGUCUGUCAAAAUGAAAACUGUUACACCACCAAAAGGUGCGUUAGGUUCAAAAAUUGAAGUCGGCGUGGAAGAAAGAUUAGGAACGGCAGAAGAUGUACCAGAAGUAGCUGCUGUGACAGAAGUUUCAAGUACAGGAGGCACUGUUACAGUAGGGGCAAUCGAUGCAGUUCACAGUAACGUGGGGAUUGUCGGGGGGAAGUUUUUGAUAUUCCAGCCGUUGUCUCAGACGAAACCCGUCGUCCAGCAGGAAGGCAGCAAUUCAAAAGCGAAUACCAUAGUUUUGAAGAGUCCUCAGGAUGUAAUUAAAGAUGCCAAGAAUGCAAAAAAUGUAAUAAAACCAUUUGUGGGGCAGGCGGAAGUGAUGAGCGAUUCGUUGAAAACUGUGCUUGUGCAGGGAAGUGUGAAACCGAGCUUCGAACUUAGCAGAAAGCAGCGUGGUAUUGUGCAGGAGAAUUUGAAACCUAACUCCGAGCCGACCACGAGAGAGCAGAAUGUCGUGUGGGGAAGUCUGAAGCACAAGUCUUCAUCUAAUAUAAAGGAGCGUAAUGUUGUUCGAGGAAACUCGAAACAUCGCUCUGAAGUUCCUAAGAAUGGGGAGAAUGAUAACUUGAAGAUUGACGCUGAACCAGCACUUGAGGAGAACGCUACUCAUGAUCACGAUAUUUCACGUGGAAAUCUGAAGACUAUUUCCGAAUGUGCUAGUAAAGAACAGAACAUUGUCGCAGUUCAUCCAAUACCGCAGGAGACCAACAAUUUGGGUGUGGCACGAGAGUCCUUACAAGAUGCCCUUACUUUCUCACUGCAGACGACAGGAAUCGUUGCUCCGCAGCAGACGUCUGCACAGAAUAAGAACAGCGAAUGUGUCGAACCUCCUGAUAAACCGGCAGAAGAUGAAAAUGUGGAAUUGAAACAGCUGAAGCAACUCCAGCAUGAGAUUUUGAUGAUGAAGAGGAGACAGAACAUCGCUAUGCAGGUGGAUCGCAAAGUGCUACGUGCCAAGGACGUCAAAUUGGUUCAAGAAUUUCACCUUCCUGCGCGGAGGGUACUCUUGUCUGAGACGGGUACGCAGACCAACCUGUUCUGUCUCGUCGAGCCCGGACGUAUGGUCGAAAUGAUGAUCAGUGCUGACAAGACUGAGGAACCAGACAAAAUGGUCAGUUCAAAAGUAACGCCUGUGAUGCAGAAGCCAUCAGGGUUUUUGUUGAAUUCGGGCACACUUCCAAAAAUGACGUUAUCACACAGUGGUAAGAAAUUUGUGGCACGGACAAGUGAACUUGGUGAUAGAGGUACCGAAAAGAAUGUUUCGCUGAAUAAUGUGACCGUAUCAGAUGAACCAGUCAAAAAAAGAGUUAGGUUGGACGUUAUGUUGAAGUCCCAGACUGACUCGGAUGGUUCCAUCCCUUCCAGUACGAGUUCCAAACAGAUGUCUUCAGAUACAGUGUCAGUUGACUCCGGGAUCGAUGUGCCAAAUGUGGAAUUUAAGAAAUCUUCACGACAUAAAAAGAUAAAUGUAAUUGAUUUAAAUUCACGUUCAGUUGUUGAAAAUUAUAAAGCAGAAACAUUACGUGAUCCUUUGUCUCUUGGAAAUACAAAUAUUUCUGUAAGUGGAAUAAUUAAUCUUGAAGGUUCAAAUAAACGAGUGAAAUGCCCUCAAGUUGUCAACACUGAAAAAGAUGCAAAGUCUGUGUACGACAUUAUAGUUCAGCAUAAUAUAGCUUUACAGACAAGAAAGUCAAAACCAAAACAGAUUUUGAGGAGGGGAGUUGUUGAUAAUGGAAAAGGAAGUGCCCCCAUGGUGUUCUUUCCAUGCUCAGAUUUGUUCACUAUACCCAGAAAUACAAACACGCAACAGACUUCUGCAAAGAUAACCAAAGGACUUAUGCAUAGAGCUUAUGAAGACUGGGUGCGUUGUAGCAUUCCGGACGAGAAUGGAAAUAUCCCUCUGCAUAAAGCUGUGAUAAAUGAAAACAUAACCUUAGUAAAACGACAGUGUGUGGUUCUCUGUGCUCGUAAAUCCAAACUGGAUAUAUACAACUAUGAUAAAGAGACUCCGCUCCAGCUAGCGGUCCUGAAUGGUAAUGCCGAAAUCUCCCAGAUGUUGCUGUAUUUUGGUGCACAACCGUCUGUAAAAGAUAAUAAUGGCAACACUGCUCUUCAUUUAGCAGUGUUGCAUGGAAAUUUAGAAUGCGUGAAAGUAAUUCUGAAUACCAAUAAUACAAAGUCUUUACCCCUCAAUGACUUCAAUGAUGAAGGGUAUAGUCCAAUGCACUUAUCUGUAUUGAAUGGCAAAGUGGAGGAGACGAAGUGUCUUAUCAGCAGGGGAGCAGAAGUGAACUUAAAGGAUGCCAAGAGUGGGCGAACUCCUCUCUUCCAUGCUGUAGAAGCUAAUGACUGUGACCUGGUGCAGUUGUUACUGGCAUGUGAUGCAAAUCCAUAUGAAGCCAACUUCUCUGGCCACACACCUUUGUCUGCUGCAGGUGAAGUAUCUUUUUCCAGUAGGAACACGACAAAGGAGUACUCAUUUUCAGAAGGAAUCAGCUUCAGUUCAAAGUUAGUCCCUCUAAGCCGUGGAUCAGACGUGGCCCGCACAUUAGAUGAAGGAAACAACAUCGUGUUUGGAGCGGAGUUUGAGGAUGUACACAUGGAUGAAGUGCGUGACAGUGACUCGGCAUCUCAGCAUUGCGAUAGUUCCGCUGCCAAUAACAACAGCGACAAUCCGUGGUUCUUGAAUGAUUAACGGGAGUGAAGCUGAAGUAGCUGGUGUUUAUAGCGUUCAUGUUUUAUUUGAAUUCAAUGCACUGAAUUAGAUGGCACUUGUGUAUGUUGGCAAGUCUGUCAGUGAUGACGUUACAUAAUACGUUGUCUACGGACUGACCGCAUCUUGCGAAGGGAAGGAAUGAGAUAUGUAUUCAGUUGUAUUGGUUCUUGUGAGUCAUUUGAAUGGAUAUUAAUAAUUUAAGCAUACAGUGGAUGCCACACCAAAAUUUGAAUUUUUAGACAAUCUGUAGGGAAUGGUUAGGAUAUAUUACGAUGUAAGAGUCCUUUCUUUAAUGCAUAUUAUCCUGUGUCCAGUAUGUGUCAUAGAGGAGUAAAGUAGAAUGAAAGGGUGGUUGUAGGUAAAUACGUAAUGGUAAUGUUGAAACUGUAAAGCUAUCCUGUUUUUUGUUAUGCAGCAUAAAAUUAACUUUAGGUAUUCCGACACGACACAUGAUCGUACACAGAAUUUUGAAGUGAUAGAAUCCCAAUAGACAAACAUAUGCUCUUAGUAUCAAAGGUAUAUUUCACAGAAAAUAUUGGUAAAAUAUUUUUGUGCUUUGUUGUUAGAUUUCACAGCUGCAGUUCUGUAAUAUCUGAUAAAUUUUGCACUUCACUUUCCAUUAUAUAGAUUUUACUUUCCCAGUAAAGAGAGCAGCUACAGCUUAGGUGUAAGCUUUGUACUUCUGACUACAGUAACCACAGGUUUCAGACUCAUCUGUUAAUGGAGGGCAGGUUUCAUGAUCCGUAAUCAUAAUUUUAUGACCGACUGUAGGAGCAUGUAACAACACUUAAAAAAAUUGCCUUGAAUCUGUAUGUACAUCGUACUCCUUACAUUUCUCUCACACAUGCAUAAGAGGGUAAUUUAUUAAGAACUGCAUUAAACUUGAAGCUAUAAGCAGCUGAUGAAUAAAAGCCGCCACUUCAUUUGCCAUAAACAUGCACUAGAUCAUUUAUGUAUGGUGGACAUUUACGGAACACAAUUCCAUGACUCGAUCUACUUAAUAAACACCAUAUUAUGGCUUCAGUUAAGUGUUUGUAUACAUAUGAUGCAAGUUUUUAAGUCAGUUAACAUAAAAUUCAGCGUAAUUUUCUGUGAUACACAAGCAUACGUAUCUUAUCGAAUUAACUUAUUUAUGAAGAUUUCUGUCUUCUGGGUUGUUGCCUCCGUCAUCGCCCUGAUGACGGAGGCAGUAUGACCUCUGAAACGUUGGUUAACAUCGACCAGACUACACAGCGCAACAACCCAGAAGACAGAAAUCUUCAAACUCACCGCUGUAUAAACCUCAAAUCUUACUUAACUUAUUUAUGUUCAUUUAUUUCUGAUGGUGACAUUCACAGAUGUUAUAGAUGUAUGAUAUAAUACACUUCAACAUGUAUGGUUUGA
Molecule: messenger RNA, 5535 nt
Organism: Zootermopsis nevadensis
Lineage: Eukaryota; Metazoa; Arthropoda; Insecta; Blattodea; Termopsidae
Biological process (GO): cellular response to tumor necrosis factor
Cellular component (GO): cytosol
Molecular function (GO): NF-kappaB binding
Source: RefSeq, a predicted model, not a curated record